Centruroides sculpturatus (bark scorpion) is the source of this 1741-nucleotide messenger RNA. Its product is annotated as multidrug resistance-associated protein 4-like. Gene Ontology annotation, molecular function: ABC-type transporter activity; ATP binding; ATP hydrolysis activity. The record is from RefSeq and is a predicted model, not a curated record. Lineage: Eukaryota; Metazoa; Arthropoda; Arachnida; Scorpiones; Buthidae. The coding region runs from base 32 to 1741 and encodes 569 amino acids. Gene Ontology annotation, biological process: transmembrane transport. Gene Ontology annotation, cellular component: membrane. The transcript has 13 exons.
GAAAUGUGUAGACGAGACCAAUUAAUAGAAAAUGGAGAGGAAAGAGGAAAGUAACCCAUUCGAUACAGUUGGUGUUUUUUCUCGUAUAUUUUUCUGUUGGAUUUUCCCACUAAUAAACGAAGGAAGAAAGCGAGUUUUAAAGGAAGAAGAUUUAUACAAAUGUUCAAAAUAUCAUACUUCAGAGUAUCUCGGCGAUCUGCUUCAGAAAGAAUGGAACCAGGAAUUGCAGAAGAAGAAUUCGAGCAUACUGAAAGCUUUAUUACGUUUUAUUGGUUGGAAAUACUUAAUAAUUAUUCUACUUGUACUCAUUCAGAUGACAGCGUUAAUUGCGGGCCAAGCAUACUUCGUAGGAUUAAUAAUAAAUUAUUUUGAGAACAGAGAGGAAUGGAAUCAAUACAAGUUCUAUGCUACAGUUGCGGGAUUUUUUAUCCUACUUGCGAUUUAUUUCUGUACAUAUAACAUUAGUGUGUUUAUAACUGAAUUAUAUGCAAUGAAGUUAAGGAUAGCUUUCUGCACUAUUAUAUAUAGAAAGGCAAUUAGGUUAAGUCCUUCGUCUCUGGAAAGAUCGAAUGUGGGACAAAUGGUAAAUCUUCUAGCAAACGACGUCGGCAAAUUCCAAAAUAAAGUUAUCUGCCUUCCAGUUUUAUUUACAUCGCCUUUCUUCAUUAUUACUUCGAUAGUCAUGUUGUGGAAAUAUUAUGGAUGGACUAUUCUAAUUGGAUUCUUGGUCAUAUUUCUCUAUUUUCCUAUACAAAUUGCUUUGAGUAAACUAUAUUCAAAAUUGAGAUUACAAGCAGCUGUAUUGGGAGACGAAAGAUUGAAUCUGUUGAACGAGAUGAUUGCUGAUAUGAGGUUGAUCAAGAUGUACACCUGGGAAAUGCCAUAUGCCGCAUUAAUAGAAAAAAUCAGAAUGAAAGAAAUGAAAAAAAUUCGAAUGUUUUUAUACGCAAGCGGAAUAUCUUAUAUAUUGGCGUAUCCUAUAUCGAAAUUAUUCAUUCUUCUCACAUAUCUCGCAUUCUUUUUAAAUGGAGGACGGUUAAAUGCCGAAAUUAUAUUCGUCACAAUGACAUUUUCAAUGUAUAUCUACAGCAACAUUGUUACUCUGUUUUCUCAAGCAGUAGGUUUUGUUGCAGAAAUUUUGGUUUCGUUAAAAAGGAUAGAGGAUUUUCUCCUCCUUCAAGAAAGAGAGGACAACGCUAUCAAAACCAUAGGAGAGAGAGAAAAUUUAACCGAAUGUAAAAUACGGAUGGAUAGUGUCAUAGCUGCUUGGAAAAAAGAAUUCGAACCAACAUUAAAUGGGAUAUCACUAAACAUGCAACCUAGAGAAUUAUUAAUUGUUAUAGGUCCUGUUGGAUCAGGGAAGACGUCUUUACUAAUGUCAUUGUUAAAAGAGAUUCCAAUUACUUCUGGUGAAGUAUCUGUAAAAGGAAAGAUUGCUUACGCUUCUCAAGAAGCUUGGGUGUUCAACGCAACUAUCAGAGAAAAUAUCUUGUUUGGAGAAGAAUAUCAAGAAGACAAAUAUAGAAAAAUCUUGCAUAUAACGGCACUAGAAAAGGAUAUUAGCUUAUUUCCUAAAAGAGAUCUGACUAUUGUAGGAGAAAGAGGAGUUAUAAUGAGCGGUGGGCAGAAGGCAAGAAUUAAUCUAGCGAGAGCGCUAUAUGUGGAUGCCGAUAUUUUCCUCCUGGAUGAUCCACUGAGUGCUGUUGAUGUUCCAGUGGCAAAACAUAUCUUCGAAAAGUAA